Cebus imitator (Panamanian white-faced capuchin) is the source of this 3832-nucleotide messenger RNA. RefSeq names its product chromosome unknown C19orf12 homolog (gene CUNH19orf12). The coding region runs from base 432 to 857 and encodes 141 amino acids. NCBI's taxonomy places the organism in Eukaryota, Metazoa, Chordata, Mammalia, Primates, Cebidae. The record is from RefSeq and is a predicted model, not a curated record. The transcript has 3 exons.
GUGCGUGACGGAGCAGGGCAGGGCUGGGCCUGCGGGAGCGCGGCCUUGCGGUCCCCGGGCCUCCUCUCCGGGCGCCCCGGCUCGGCUGCGCCACCUGUAACCCAAGCCCGGGCCCCGGUGUCGGCGGCGGGGUGAGCCGGGGCCGGGGAGGGGGCGCCCGGCAGCGCCCACCGGGUCCCCGCAAGGCCGGGCGCAGCUCGGAGCCGGGAGCCGGCCCAGCGCGUGGCUUCCCGGAAGGCCCCGCGCACCGGAAGGCGGGAGGGAAGGCGGGGCCAGCGCCGGGACCGCCACCGAGGCCUGCGCGACCCUCCCGGGGCUGGGGCUGGGGCCGGGGAGCCGGGCAGGGAGCGGGGGGACAGCAGGGCUCGGGUGGCGGGCGCGUCUCCGUCUCCGCGCGCGCCGCAGGGCUUCGCUCCGGUAGGCCAGCAACGAUGACCAUCAUGGUGGAGGACAUCAUGAAGCUGCUGUGCUCCCUUUCCGGGGAGAGGAAGAUGAAGGCAGCAGUCAAGCACUCCGGGAAGGGUGCCCUGGUCACAGGGGCCGUGGCCUUCGUCGGGGGCUUGGUGGGUGGCCCACCGGGACUUGCCGUUGGGGGUGCUGUCGGGGGGCUGUUAGGUGCCUGGAUGACAAGUGGGCAGUUUAAGCCAGUUCCUCAGAUCAUAAUGGAGCUGCCCCCUGCCGAGCAGCAGAGGCUCUUUAAUGAAGCCACAGCCAUUAUCAGGCACCUGGAGUGGACGGACGCUGUGCAGCUGACCGCACUGGUCAUGGGCAGUGAGGCCCUGCAGCAGCAGCUGCUGGCCAUGCUGGUGAACUACGUCACUAAGGAGCUGCGGGCCGAGAUCCAGUACGACGACUAGGCCGCACCUCGGGGGAGGUGGGGGACUCCUUUAGAUGACUCUGUGACACUGAAGAGGUGGCUUGGGAGCUGGGAGAAGCCCAGUGGAUGCCCCUGGGGAACCUCCACAUCAUCAGUGUACUGCUAGCAACAUCCUGCUGGAGAGGCGACCUCCAUGCAGUGUCACGUUCCAGAAAUUACUUACGAAGAAGCAUGUGCCAGCGUCGUGUGCACCGACGUGCCAUGACAGCCCUCUGACCGGCCCCCCAGUGAAGAGCAAAGGCCUGCCUGCCGCAGGUUUCAGUGGCAUCUACUGAAUCCUCUCACCCGCGUGGGUCUGGGGAAAUGAAUCCUGCUCAGCCAAUGGUCUGACCACACCUCAUCCUCCCCCGGGGGCCUUCUCAUCUUGGGAGAUGACUCCUCUUCCAAACACCUCCUGCAGGACUGGAGGCCACCCCUCUGCAGGCCCUGGGGUCUCGGAGCCUUGGAGCGGCCCUUGCUGGAAUCACGUUUACCUCUUAGUGCAGCCCUCCCCUAACCAGGGACCGCCAAACAGCCCCAUGGAGGGGACAGGCGGCCUGCUGAGUGAAGCCUCAAGCACCAAGUGGACUUGACCCCCCAGUGGACUUGACCCCAGCCCCCACUAGCUGCACACCUAGACUCGCCCUCCCAGGGCCUCACUCUUCCCAUCUGAAAAGUCACAGUAGUACUUGAGGUUUACUUCUCAAAUGAAAUAUUCGUAGUAAAAAGAUCAGGCAUACCUCAGAGAUAAUGCGCAGUAGCAUUAUGUCUAAAAAAAUGUACAAACCUUAAUUUAAAAAUAUUUAUUGUUCAAAAUGCUGACAGAGACACAAAGUGGGCACCUGCUGUUGGAAACAUGGUGCCAAUCGACUUGCCUGAUGCAGGGCUGCUACAAACCUUCCGUUUUUGAAAAAGCACAGUAUCUGCAAAGCAUAGUAGAGACAGGUAUGCCUGAAUUGCUCCUGCUGAAGUGGUGUGAUAUAAAGCACCUCUAAGGAAUGUUUCCACCCUCAAGAUUUCCCCAGUACAGUCAGCUCUCCGUAACCGUGGGUUCCACAUUUGGAUCCAACCAGCCUUGGAUAGAAAAUAUUUGGGAAAAAAAUUUUUUUUUUCUUGCGCUUAUUCCCUAAACAAUAUGGUAUAGCAUAUUUACAUAGCAUUUAUAGUGUAUUUGGUAUUAUGAGUAAUCUAGAGAUGAUUUAAAUUAUGCAGGAAGGUGUGUGUAGGUUAAAUGCAAACACUCUGCCAGUGCCUAUCAAGCACUUGAGCGUCCUCAGAUUUUGUGUCUGAGGGUUGGGGGUGCAGUCCUGGAGCCCGUCCCCCAUGGAUACUGAGGCAUAGCUGUACUGUGUGUUUUCACUUUGCUUUCAGAACUACAACUGCAGUGCGAUUGAUUACAAUAAAUGUUUUUCUAAAAAGUCAUUUUCCCACAUAUUUUGUCUAAAGUAUCUCUAACACUCAGAGUCUUACAAAUGGAACAAGAGGGGAAGUACCAGAUUUGUGGCUUUAAAGAAUCCAAGAGUGGACCAGGCGAGGUGGCUCAUGCUUAUAAUCCCAGCGCUUUGGGAGCCCAAAGUGGGAGGAUCACUUGAGGCUAAGCGUUUGAGACUAACCUGGGCAACAUCGGGAGACCUCCAUCUCUACAAAAAAUGUAAUUUAUUGAUCCCCAGCUCCUGGGGCAGGGCAAGGAUUUGGGACUCUCCUCUCAGCCCCUGGGGGCUCGGAGGGAGGCACUUGUGCCAAGCCUCCUUAGAGGAAAGCUCAGUAUCCCAGCGCCUCCGUGUGUGUAAGGACCUCAGUGUGAAUUAUAACCCAUGGUGAUUAAGGAAGGGCUGAGCCUUUCUCUUGCAGAGCGACUGCUCUUCGGCUGGCCUCGUCUAGCACAAAUCAGGUGCCCUCACACAGGCCACACUCCUGGAGUUAAUGAAGCCGCCUUAAUCAUUUAGGUGCCAUUUGAGUUGAUGGGGGACAGGGCAGGGGUGGGAAGGAGAGGUUGUCUGUGAAAACUGAGGGUGGCGUUUCUUGAUGAACUGAUCAUUCUUGCUCUUCCUGCAAAUAAGUCCUUCGUACCGUCCCUGGAUCUAAAAACGGAAAAUCAGGGCAUACCCACCUCCCAGUUUGCUGUAGCUUUAGUGGGCUCUAAAGUUGCCCUGUUUCGUGUAAAGGAAAGAACAUUGAUUUGUGGACAGCAUGAGAAUGAGAUGUUUGGGUUCAGUGCUUCAAAGUUGGGAGACACUUUUUCCAUGUUAAACAAAUGCCACCUUCUCCAGCUGCUUAAAGCAAAUCCCCCUGGAACAAUCAGGGCUGAAAUCGAGUUCCCUUUGUUCGGCGAUUGGGCCCCCCUCAUUUCUACUUGUGCCUCAGGCCCCAGUCUGUGUCAGGUCUAAGGGACAUGGGUGGUCCCGGCUCAGAGGCCCCAUGUCCACUGCAGCCCCUCCCACGCCUGCCCACCCCUCCCACAGGGAAAAACACACAGGGAACUGAUGGUCCAACUCCUGACCAGUUUUGUGUCUGAUGGGGCAGGCCUUGCUGAGUGAAGAUGCUGAGACUACUGGGUCCUGGGGUGACUCGGAGGCUUUGGGUCCAAGAGGGCAGCCUGAACCUGAAGUCUCAUCUCCCCCAGGAGCUGAAAACACUGUUCUUGAUUUCCCCCAGGAAAUCAAGCUUCUGCUUCUCAGCUCCUGUGGUUUUAGUAUUUAUAUAUCUAUAUCUUCUUUGUAGAAAUUUAUUUAUUUUUGAAUAAGUAAUACCUGUCUGGUACAAAAUUUCAAAGGUGCAGAAAUUAAGAGAAGGCCUCCUCCCCAUGCUGACCCCAGAGGCAGCCACUGUUACCAAUUUCAUGUGUAUUCCUUUAAGUGUUUUGAAAUAAGUCUCUGAAAUCUGCUCAUUUCCUUCUGUCAAUAUUCCUUGCUGAAAACCAAGAGAAACUCAGAAAGAAUAAUGACAUAAAACCCACAAAUUUCACCACCCAGAAAA